Molecule: messenger RNA, 680 nt
Organism: Rhincodon typus (whale shark)
Lineage: Eukaryota; Metazoa; Chordata; Chondrichthyes; Orectolobiformes; Rhincodontidae
Product: glutathione hydrolase 1 proenzyme-like
Exons: 5
Biological process (GO): regulation of immune system process; glutathione catabolic process; peptide modification
Cellular component (GO): plasma membrane
Molecular function (GO): glutathione gamma-glutamate hydrolase
Source: RefSeq, a predicted model, not a curated record
UUCAUUACAAAUGGGAAACGGAAGAAGCUGAAAGGAAAGGAGGACUUUCCAUAGCCGUUCCUGGUGAAAUCCGAGGAUACCAAUUAGCACAUCAAAGACAUGGACGGUUACCAUGGAAACAGUUAUUUGAGCCAAGCAUCAAACUUGCCAAAGAAGGAUUCCCCAUUAGUUGGGCUCUUGCAGAUGCCAUAGAGGAACGUAAGGAAGACAUUGAGAAAGACCAGUCUUUGUGUGAAAUAUUUUGCAAUUCCAAUGGCAAAAUACUCCAGGAAAAUGAAAUUAUCAAAUUUCCAAGAUUAGCUGCAACUUAUCAGAUUCUGGCAGAUGAAGGAGCUGAUGCAUUUUACAACGGAUCUCUCUCCCAACAGAUAGUGACUGAUAUCAGGAAUGCAGGUGGAAUUAUAACUCUUGAGGACCUGAGAGAUUACAGAGCUCAAUUAUCUGAAGAUGUGGUAAACAUGUCAAUUGGUGAUUACACAUUGUUUGUGCCCAGUGCUCCUUCCAGUGGACUUGUGCUCACAUUAAUACUGAACAUCCUAAAGGGUUAUAGUUUUACUUCAGAUAGCGUUUCCUCCCCAGAACAGAGGGCGUUGACAUAUCAUCGAAUAGUUGAAGCCUUUAAAUUUGCAUAUGCAAAGAGAAGCAUGAUGGGAGAUCCAUUGUUUGUCAACAUGACUGAG